Rhopalosiphum maidis (corn leaf aphid) is the source of this 2878-nucleotide messenger RNA. Its product is annotated as cilia- and flagella-associated protein 58-like. Bases 1 to 2502 code for a protein of 833 amino acids. Gene Ontology annotation, cellular component: cytoskeleton. Lineage: Eukaryota; Metazoa; Arthropoda; Insecta; Hemiptera; Aphididae. The record is from RefSeq and is a predicted model, not a curated record. The transcript has 16 exons.
AUGUGUGCAAUGAAAAUCGACGAUUCUAAGAAACCCGAAUUAGAAUAUAAACAUGCUAUUGAAUUUGCUAAGGAUCCGCCUCUCACAGAAGCGCUCACUCAUCUGUGGGCGGUUAUUCGGAAACUCGGCGAGGAAUCUGUAAAAUGUAUAGAGGAGAAAAAAUCGUUAACGCGCGUGAUGGACAAUUACAGGCAACUAAUGCCAGAAAUCAAACAGUCUAUUUUAUCGGAACAAAACACAGUGGAAAAACUAAAAGAAGAAUUGAACUCUGCGCAUCGUAUGUUAGACGCUUCCAACCUCCGGGAACAAAUAAUUCAAGAGUCCAACGAUAAUUUAUUAGCACAAAUAAAGACCUUAAAAACUGAACUAGAGUCGAAAACUAAACAAAUGGAAGAAGAAAGCUUAUUUUCUUCUAUGGGUCAAGGUGAUACGAGUCAAUUAGAGUUGACAAGAACAAAACGAGAACUGGCUAGAAUAGAUAUAGAGAACAAACGUCUAAAUAAUCUUUGUGAAUCAUUGAAAAAAGAACUAGACAGUGCCGAAUAUAAUGUCAGAGAUCUCGAAGCCGAUUUAGCUGCUCAAAGUAACAAUCUAGUGAAAGAAAUAAAAACAAAGGAAAAAUUAGAGGACCUCAUAAAAACCAACCACGAUCAAUUGGAAAAAAUAAAAACCGAACUUAGUAUCACUAAGAACAAUUUCAGAAAGGCAGAAUCCAAUAUAGAAAAACUUAACGAGACAUUAAAAGACUUAAAAAAAUUAACUAGAGAAUUAAAAAUUAAAACUGAACUUAGGGCAGAUAGCGUCAAAGAAAUAAAUAUACUUCAAGAUAAAAUAAACUACCAAGAAAAUGAAUUAUUAAGAGUUCAAUCCGAACUAACACGUUUAAUUGCUACUCAUGAAACAUCAGUCAGAAAGCGUCAAGAGGUCAUGGAGGAGGUUGACAAAAUUUCUAAGGAAAAAAAAAAUUCUGAAAAUAACGUAGCUACUUUGGAACGAAGUUUAAUUACAUCACAAGAAGAUAAUCUUAAACUGAAAAAAAUGUUGGAAUUAACGGAAAGAGAAAAAAAGUUACUAGAAAAAAAUAUGACUAAAGUUAAUGAACAAAUAACUGCAUAUAUCGAAAAAAUGAAUAUAAAGGAAUCAGCAUUUCGGGUUUUGGAACAAGAGUUUAGAAGCGCACAAAAAUAUAUUGAUAAAUUAAACCAAGAUAUAAUUACAAUGAAAAAUAAUAAGGAAAAGUUACACCAAGAAAUAAUAACAUUAAAACAAAAAAUGUACGAAGACUCAGUGACAAUGAAUCACAAAGAAGUGGAAGUGCAAGAAUUAAAAAAAGAAAUAAGUAAUUGGAGUGAUAAAUUUAAAGAACAAGAUCAUGACCUACACACUAUAAAAACUGAAAGAAAUCUGUUUUCUAAAAAUCUUGCUGAAGCUAAGGAUGAAACAGACGAGAUAAAAGAUAAAAUAAAAAUGAUUUCACAACAACUCGAACAACAAAAAGAAUACGUCGCGUACAAAGAAAUGCAAUUGACGAAAAACGAUACAGUAUUAAAACAAACUGAAAAGGAACUUCAAAAAUGUCAACAAGAAAUCGAUGAGUACGAGACCCGAGUGGAAGAAAUGUCAAAUUUAUUAAAGAAAAAAAAUGAAGACGAAAAGUCAAUGAUAAUGACAUUGAAAUUAUUGCAGAAAAAAAUAGAAAAACUUCAGAAACAAAAUGAUGAAGGAAACAAAGAUAAAAACAAACUCAUAAAUCAAAUGAAUAAACGCAACGAGGAGCUAUUAAAACAAAAAGAUGCUAAUGACAUAUUAAGAACGACAUUAGGCAAGGGAGAAGUGGAAUAUAAUAAAAGGAUUGACGAUAUUAAAUUGCUCAAAUCGGAAGUAAAGAGUUUGAGUGUUCAAAAAAACUUGUUGAUGAAAAACCUAUCGGAAAUAAAUGACAUAAGAGGCGAAGUACUUAAAUAUGAGCAAAAACUGAACAGAGAACGUUUGAAAUGUCGAGCUUUAGAAGACAUGUUAAUCAAACCUACAAACGUACACCGAUGGAGAAUAUUAAAAAACACUGAUCCGCCGGCUUACGAGAUGAUUGCCAAAGUGAAAAUCCUUCAAAAACGGUUACUCGAACAAUGCACCAGGGUAUUCGACAAGGAUUUGCAAGUCCAAGAGCUGCAGACUAGGUAUGAAAAACUAAAAGAUGAAUUCAUUAAGCUACCAGGCAGAGAUGUCUUCAAAGAAAUGAACGAUAUCAAAAGAACUCUAUUAAAAAAAGACGACAAAAUGAGGAGCUUAUCCGGCGAAUUAAUUAUCAGUCAACAGACAACAAAAGAAUGCAUGUUUGAAUUGGAGAGAACAAAAAAAGACUUAAACGAAUUUAAAAAUAAAUAUUACGAACUGAAACGAAUUGUGACGAAAAUCAAACUUAAAAACCGAACCUCUACAGUAUUAACCAAACCAGAUUCAAUUCCUAUAAGUUGUAGCCAACUCUUAGAUAUGACAAUAUGAUUAGUACUUUUUAUUUAUAUAUUUCAGUUUUUUUUUUUCAAUAAUAUUAUAAGUUUUUUUUUUAAUUAAAAAAUUAGUAAAUUUGAGUAUGUUAUAGACUUUGUAAACUUGUAGUAUUUUCCUCAACACUUCGCUUCUGCCAAAAUAAUACAAGAAAUUAACUAGAAUAUUUUGAUUAAAUUCAAAAACAAAAUGACGAAUUAAAAGGAAGAAAAGUCUUAAUUUUACUAAAACUCUAGAAUUAUAAUACCAGGAAAUAUUUUUUCUUAAACAUUUCUUAUUAUAUUACACAGUCUAAAUUAGAUUCACAAGUUUAAGUUAAGUACAAUGGAGAGAUAUGAUUGGUGACUUGUUGAAGAGGCCAUCCAUCAACGGA